Rhodamnia argentea is the source of this 1003-nucleotide messenger RNA. Its product is annotated as putative chloride channel-like protein CLC-g. Gene Ontology annotation, cellular component: plant-type vacuole membrane; intracellular membrane-bounded organelle. NCBI's taxonomy places the organism in Eukaryota, Viridiplantae, Streptophyta, Magnoliopsida, Myrtales, Myrtaceae. Gene Ontology annotation, biological process: chloride transport; transmembrane transport. The coding region runs from base 19 to 774 and encodes 251 amino acids. Gene Ontology annotation, molecular function: voltage-gated chloride channel activity. The record is from RefSeq and is a predicted model, not a curated record. The transcript is spliced from 3 exons.
GAGACUUCAUUCAUCAUCAUGUUUUGUCUUUUUCAGUACCCGAGUUAUUUAACUAGCAGAAAUUGGAGCUUUUUUAGUUAUGUUUCGUGGGAAUUGUUGGCCCUUGGGUGCAAGAUUGCAGAAAAUGAUUUUUUCAAGCAAGAUUGGAGGACAAGAGGGAAGAUCCAGAUCUUCCAGUACAUUUUUAUGAAGUGGUUGUUGUGCUUUUUGAUUGGUGGGAUUGUUGGUGUUAUUGGGUUCUGCAUCAACCUUGCUGUUGAGAACCUUGCAGGAAUUAAGUUCGUGAUCACUUCAGAUGUGAUGUUGGAACGCAGGUUUGGAAUGGCCUUUCUUGUUUUUUCUCUUACCAAUUUCGGGCUCACUUUUUUUGCGGCCCUUAUCACAGCAUUGGUGUCACCAGCUGCUGCUGGUUCGGGUAUUCCAGAAGUUAAGGCUUACCUCAAUGGUGUGGAUGCACUAGGAAUUUUUACAUUGAGAACGUUAUUUGUGAAGAUUAGUGGAAGCAUUUCUGCAGUGUCAUCAUCUCUUCUUGUUGGCAAGGCUGGACCCUUGGUCCACACUGGUGCUUGUAUUGCAUCACUAUUGGGUCAAGGUGGGUCAAAGAAAUAUGGUUUAAUUUGGAAGUGGCUUCGGUAUUUCAAGAACGAUCGAGAUCGGCGAGACCUUGUAACAUGGGGAUCAGCUACUGGAAUUGCUGCCGCAUUUCGUGCCCCGGUUGGUGGUUUGCUGUUUGCCCUUGAAGAGAUGGCAUCUUGGUAUGAUGAAGUGUCGUAAUACCCUGCUGUCUUCUGAUGCCUCAACUUGUCUAUUUAGCAAGUAGAAUCCUUGUGAUGCAUAAUCUCAUUGUUAUCACAAGUCCUGGAUAUCUGACUUGUUAGCAGGUCAUAUUUACCUUAGUUCUGAAAAGCUGAAAAAAAAAAUUGCUGGUCAAGUACAGAAAUCUGAUGUUCUGAUAUUAAUUGUUUAUGUGAAUUCCUAUUUUAACUUAUUCUGAUUACCAGAA